Messenger RNA from Corylus avellana, 1974 nucleotides. The record is from RefSeq and is a predicted model, not a curated record. Lineage: Eukaryota; Viridiplantae; Streptophyta; Magnoliopsida; Fagales; Betulaceae.
AUGCGUCGUUUUAAUCCAACAUGGUUUAAAGAAUAUAAAUGGUUGGAGUACAGUAAGGAGAAAGAUGCUGUAUAUUACUUAUAUUGUUAUCUCUUCAAACUGGACAUUGGAAAUAAAGCAGGGGGAGAAACUUUUGUUACUGAAGGGUUUAGUAAUUGGAAAAAGAAAGAGAAGUUCAAAGGUCAUGUGGGGGCUCACAAUAGUGCACAUAAUCAAGCUCGGCAAAAAUGUGAAGCUUUGUUAAACCAUAAACAAAGUAUUAUAACAUUUUUUGACAAGCAAUCGGAUCAGCAGAAAAUGAUAUAUAGGACUUGUUUGAAUGCAUCGGUUGAUUGUAUUCGCUUUUUACAACAACAAAGAUUAGCAUUUCAUGGUCAUGAUGAAUCUAAAGAUUCAACUAAUCAAGGAAAUUUUCGUGAAUUGUUGCGGUUUCUUGCGACACAUAAUGAAGAAAUUGACAAGGUAGUCUUAAAAAAUGCUCCUGAAAAUCAUCAAAUGACUGCACCAUACAUUCAAAAAGAUAUAGCAAAUGCUGCAGCAAGUGAAACUAUAGAUGCUAUUCUUAAAGAUCUUGGAGACUCGUCAUUUGCUAUCCUAGUUUAUGAAUCCCGUGAUAUAUCUAUUAAACAAUUGGCAAUUGUUUUGCGUUAUGUAGAUAAGCGGGGCCAUGUGAUGGAACGUUUUUUAGGCAUUACACAUGUUAGCACUACCACAGUUGCAGAAUUGAAGAAGACAAUUGAUUCAGUGCUUAGCAAACAUAAUUUAAGUAUUAGCAGAUUUCAAGGACAAGGAUACGAUGGAGCUAGCAAUAUGCGAGGUGAGUUGAAUGGACUUAAAACACUUAUUUUGAAUGACAAUUCGUCUACCUAUUAUGUUCAUUGCUUUGCACAUCAGCUUCAACUCACUUUAGUUGCUGUUGCCAAAAAUCACAUUCAAAUUGCAACUUUUUUUAGUUUGGUCAAUAGUAUCUUUAAUGUUAUUGGAGCAUCUUGCAAAUGUCGUGACGUACUUCGUGAAAAACGAACUGCUGAAGUAGUAGAAGCACUACAAAAUAAUGAAAUGCCAACUAGUCGUGGCUUGAAUCAAGAAAUGAACAUAAAGAGACCUGGUGAUACACGUUGGAGUUCUUAUUAUGGUGCAAUUAUUAGUCUUUUUACCAUGUUUUCUUCUGUUAUCGAUACGGUUGAAGACGUAAUUGAAGAUGGUUUAAAUUCUGAACAGAGAGCAGAAGCAAAUAUACUAAUUCAAUCACUCCAAACUUUUGAUUUUGCUUUCAAUUUACAUUUGAUGAAAAAUGUUUUGGGGAUUACAAAUGAGUUAUCUCAAGCACUCCAACGAAAAGAUCAAGAUAUUCUGAAUGCAAUGAAGCUAGUUGAAAUUUCAAAGCUACGCUUACAGGCUAUGAUAGAAGAUGGGUGGGAUUCCUUAUUUGAAGAAGUUCUAAAUAUGCAACUCCAAGAACUUAACAGUCGCUUUAAUGAAGCAAAUUCUGAAUUAUUACUCUGUGUUGCAUGCUUGAGUCCAGAUGACAUGUUUGCUUCUUUUAACAAGGAGAAAUUACUUCGUCUUGCUCAAUUCUAUCCGAAUGAUUUUUCAGCAGUUCAACUUAUCACUUUAGACAACCAACUUGAAACAUAUAUCGUUGACAUGCGUUCUAGUGAUGAAUUUGCAACACUCAAAGGGAUUGGACAACUCGCUAAGAAAUUAGUAGAGAUGAAAAAGGAUGUCGUAUAUCAGUUGGUUUAUUCAUUGGUAACAUUGUCAUUGAUUCUGCCAGUUGCGAUAGCAUCUGUUGAGAGAGCAUUUUCAGCAAUGAAUAUUGUUAAAAAUUGUCUACGCAACCGAAUUGGAGAUCAAUGGAUGAAUGAUUGUUUGGUUACGUACAUCGAGAAAGAUAUAUUCAAGACUAUCAGUUAUAAAGAAAUCAUGAAGCGAUUCCAAGAUAUAAAGACUCGUCGAGGACAAUUGCCUUAG